Parathielavia appendiculata is the source of this 3446-nucleotide messenger RNA. Its product is annotated as ATP-dependent DNA ligase. Gene Ontology annotation, cellular component: nucleus; mitochondrion. Gene Ontology annotation, molecular function: ATP binding; DNA ligase (ATP) activity; DNA binding. The record is from RefSeq and is a predicted model, not a curated record. Bases 484 to 3087 code for a protein of 867 amino acids. The transcript has 5 exons. NCBI's taxonomy places the organism in Eukaryota, Fungi, Ascomycota, Sordariomycetes, Sordariales, Chaetomiaceae. Gene Ontology annotation, biological process: lagging strand elongation; DNA repair; Okazaki fragment processing involved in mitotic DNA replication.
GUCACGCCAGGCUAGAGCUGCUGGACAAUCCGACAGCGAAUGCCUAGAUCGAACUCUCAAUUGCGCCUGCCUUUCUGCCUAAUUGUUCCAUGCGCUAUCCUGCGCAUAUUCUCACCGAAAUCUUUUCCUGUUCGACUAUUUAUCGCACCGUUUCUCCCCUACCGCAUUCAACAGCCUACAGCCUACCUCCAUGCCGAACUGAGCGGCUGUCAUUCCCUUUCUUCAACUCCCCGCCAUACCAACCUCCGCAAGAGCUAAGCCAAACUGGCUCUCAGGCUCCCCUUAUCCUUCCCCAUUCUCAGGUCCACGCGCCUCGCCAGCCUUAGGGCUUCAACGACUUCCCGUUGCUGCUGCUGUCUUCCCGGCAUACCUGGCGGCCUGGACGGUCGCCGUCAGAGCAGGUUGACUGCGGUUACUACUCCUACCGGGUUGAGAAACUUGACGUUGGGUCCGCUGUGGAAGCUGAGAGAACAGGCGGCGGAAAUGGCGCCUAAGCAGGCUACGCUGGGCAAGUUCUUUGGGCAGGCGAAUGGGCCCAAGAACAAAGGGGCGCCGCCGCAACAGACCAAGUUGAGCUUCUCGACAAAGGCGGGACCAAAAGGGAGGAAGGAGGAUGAGGUAAAAGAGGAGGUGGAGAAACAGGAACUUGAGGAGAAGGUUGGGUCGGACAAGGAAACUGGUAAGAAGAGAGGGCGACCUGUCAAGGCGGCUGCAGCCGAGCAGAAGACCAAGAAGGAGGCUGCCGAUGAGGACGAGGAUGCUGAGGUUGCAGCGCCCGCUAGUAAACGACCGCGGAGGGGUCGGAAAGUAAUCGAAGAGGAGGAUGAGGACGAGGACAUGGAGGAUGUGCCGGAGCCGGCGGCCAAAAAGACCAAGACGACUACUCCAAAAUCGAAAACAUCGCGGAAAACGGACUCUGAGCCAACAUCGAUUCUGAAGACAGGGGCUGAGGAGGAAACUCCCGUGUCGUCAUCCGAGGUCGAAGAGGAGGAACUUCAAGACGAGGAGGAGAGGCCCGAGGUCGCGGCCAAGGCGCGGCAGAAGGUCCAGGCCAGCCUGAAAUCGGACGUCAAGCACCCCUAUCCGGACUGGAAAGCAGGCGAGCCAGUGCCGUACGCUGCGCUCUGCAGGACCUUCUCGCUCAUCGAACUCACCACCAAGAGGUUGGAGAUCAUGGCGCACUGCUCACUCUUCCUGCGUCAGGUCUUGAAGCUCACCCCUGAUGACCUCUUGCCGACCGUCCUCCUCAUGAUCAACAAACUUGCGCCGGACUACGCCGGCAUCGAGCUGGGGAUCGGCGAGUCCUUGAUUAUGAAAGCGAUAGGCGAGACCACAGGGCGCAGUUUGGCUGUUAUCAAGCAAGAUCAGAAAGAGAUAGGCGAUCUAGGACUGGUCGCCGUCAAAUCCAGGUCAACACAGCCGACCAUGUUCAAGCCCAAGCCGCUCACCAUCCGAGGCGUGCAUAAGGGGCUGAUGGCGAUUGCCACCAUGACCGGCAACGGCGCGCAGGGGAGAAAGGUGGACAGCAUCAAAAAGCUUCUUUCCGCGGCGGAUGCGAAUGGAACGGGCAAGGUGGACAUCACCAAGGACAAAGGCGGGCCGAGUGAGGCCAAGUAUCUCGUUCGCUUCCUCGAGGGCAAACUGAGGUUGGGCCUGGCUGAGAAGACGGUCAUUGUCUCGCUCGCGCAAGCAAUAGUGGCUCAUGAAGCAGCCCAGAAGGGCCAGGUGCCGAGUACGGCCGACAUUGAGAAGGGCGAAGCUAUUCUCAAGACGGUUUACAGCGAACUGCCUAGCUACGAUGUCAUCAUCCCCGCGAUGGUGGAGCACGGCAUCCAGAACCUGAGAGAGCAAUGCAAGCUGCGCCCCGGCGUUCCCCUCAAGCCCAUGUUGGCGAAGCCGACCAAGGCCAUCACCGAAGUCUUGGACCGCUUCGAGGGCCAGACCUUUACAUGUGAGUACAAGUACGACGGCGAACGAGCGCAGAUCCACUACGUCGCCAAGGACACGGACGAGGAGCUCAGCCAGUCGGCCAUGAGUGCCACCAAGGAGGUCGGCAAGGGUGUGGCUGCCAUCUUUUCAAGGAACUCGGAAGACCUCUCCAACAAGUACCCUGAUAUUCUCGCCAAGCUGCCGACUUGGGUGAAGGAGGACACCAAGAGCUUCGUCCUGGACUGCGAGUCUGUGGCCUGGGAUGUUCAGGAGAAGAAGGUUUUGCCCUUCCAGCAGCUCAUGACCCGGAAGAAGAAGGACGUCAAGGUGGAAGAUGUCAAGGUCAAGGUGUGCGUGUUCGCCUUUGACCUGCUCUACCUGAACGGUGAGGCGGUCGUGGAGAAGUCCCUCAGGGAGCGCCGCGAGCUGCUGCACAAGGCCUUCCAGCCUGUCGAGGGGGAGUUUGCGUUCGCCACAUCCAUGGACGGCCAGGAGUUGGACGAGAUCCAGUCGUUCCUUGAUGAAUCUGUCAAGGCCUCGUGUGAGGGCUUGAUGGUCAAGAUGCUGGACGGCGAGGAGAGCGGGUAUGAGCCGAGCAAGCGGAGUCGGAACUGGCUCAAGAUCAAGAAGGACUACCUCUCGGGCAUCGGCGACUCGCUCGACCUGGUCGUCCUGGGCGCCUACCACGGCAAGGGCAAGCGCACGUCGGUCUACGGCGCCUUCCUGCUGGCGUGCUACAACCCGGGCACUGAGAUGUACGAGACUGUGUGCAACAUCGGCACGGGCUUCAGCGAGGCGGUGCUCGAGGAGCUGCACACUUCCCUCUCCCAAAUUGUCAUUGACCGGCCAAAACCCUUUUACGCGCACAGCGCCGGCGGGCAGCACCAGCCCGACGUCUGGUUCGAGCCGCGGUACGUGUGGGAGGUCAAGACGGCCGACCUGACACUCAGCCCGCGGUACAAGGCGGGCAUGAAGGAGGGGGUCGACCCGAACGGCGAGAAGGGGAUCAGUUUGAGGUUUCCGAGGUUUAUUCGAGUGAGAGAUGAUAAGAAGCCGGAUGAGGCGACGACGAGCAGGCAGGUGGCGGAGCUGUAUCGCAAGCAGGAGAGCGUGACCAAGAAUAAGGGGCCGGCGGCGGAUGAUGAUUUCGAGUAUUAGGCUGGUCAAGGGAGAGAGUGGUUCGUGCCAUGCGUGUAUUGUUACUCUAGGGUUGAGUUGGCGGCGUUUACGACAUCGCAGAUCAAGGACAAAUAGUUUGGGGCCAUUUAUUCCGCUCGGCCAACCAGUGGAAUGUUUCUAUCCACGUUUUGGAAACACAUUCUCCACUGCAGCUCCAAACAUAUCACUCCCAGCUCGACCUCCGUGGCCCUCGUCAUCAGUUGGGGUGCUGUCAUGGCAACCCAAAUGUGGCUGGACGCGUUAUGUUUGCGGAUUCUCAACGCCACGCCGUUUGAAUCACCUCUCUCCCCAACGUGCCCACCAUCUUCGGCCGCUCACCAAUACCCAUCAGCGCCAGG